GUUUACAGAGAAUGGUUCUGGCAGUCAUAAAAAUGGCAGAGGAGCCAGUGGUCAUGUCCAAUCUGAAAAGGAGGAUAGCAAGAAUGUCCCAAUGGGAUUUACAGAAUUUCUGAGUCCUCCAAGCUGCAGACAACCAGUUGAGAGGUCAGAAAUGGAGUGUGCGGAAACUGAUGAAGCACAGGACCAAACGAAUGCCAAGAAACUGUUGUGA
This is a messenger RNA of Candidula unifasciata, 211 nucleotides long. Lineage: Eukaryota; Metazoa; Mollusca; Gastropoda; Stylommatophora; Geomitridae. The record is from the annotation of a GenBank genome assembly.